Molecule: messenger RNA, 264 nt
Organism: Diaporthe amygdali
Lineage: Eukaryota; Fungi; Ascomycota; Sordariomycetes; Diaporthales; Diaporthaceae
Exons: 1
Coding region: 1-264 (87 amino acids)
Source: RefSeq, a predicted model, not a curated record
AUGGCCCGUCGUAAAGUCGGUGUGUCGUCUCUCCAGGUUGCCGUCUUCCAAUCAGCUGCCGAAGCUGCCCUUUCCAAAACCUCACCCAGACGAUCCAAGGGCCCGGCGGAUCCAGUCCGGUCAGGACUACCCGAGACAAUCGACGCGUGCUACUCGCGACUAUUCUCGAGCCCCAUCGCCAGAUCCUCACCCAUGCAGCUCAUCAUCCGAAAUCCAUUCUCUGCUGUGCCAUACCGUGCUGUCUAUGGCCUGCGGCGAUCGUAG